AUGGAUCCAUCUCAGCAGAACUUCUCAUGUCUCACAUCUGAAUUCAAAGGUUUGAUGUUGUGUUUUUGCGCUAACACGAUCGCUAACGUGUGUCUCCAGGAAGCUGUUCAGCUCAACCCCAGAGACACUCCCGGCUCCGGGGACUCGGCUAAAAGUGGAUGUGCAGAUAACACCGUGGCCCCGUGGAGAAUACAGGGGACGUCCAGUGGGUCUAAAUAUAACGUCCACCGCCACGGCCAACACCCGCCACGGCCGACACCCGCCACGGCCGACACCCGCCACGGCCGACACCCGCCACGGCCGACACCACCGCCACGGCCGACACCACCGCCACGGCCGACCCCCGCCACGGCCGACACCACCGCCACGGCCGACACCACCGCCACGGCCGACACCACCGCCACGGCCGACACCCGCCACGGCCGACACCCGCCACGGCCAACACCCGCCACGGCCAACACCCGCCACGGCCGACACCCGCCACGGCCGACACCCGCCACGGCCGACACCACCGCCACGGCCGACACCCGCCACGGCCGACACCACCGCCACGGCCGACACCCGCCACGGCCGACACCACCGCCACGGCCGACACCACCGCCACGGCCGACACCCGCCACGGCCGACACCACCGCCACGGCCGACACCCGCCACGGCCGACACCACCGCCACGGCCGACACCACCGCCACGGCCGACACCCGCCACGGCCGACACCACCGCCACGGCCGACACCCGCCACGGCCGACACCACCGCCACGGCCGACACCCGCCACGGCCGACACCACCGCCACGGCCGACACCACCGCCACGCCGACACCACCGCCACGGCCGACACCACCGCCACGGCCGACACCACCGCCACGGCCGACACCACCGCCACGGCCGACACCACCGCCACGGCCGACACCACCGCCACGGCCGACACCACCGCCACGGCUCGCUGA
Molecule: messenger RNA, 945 nt
Organism: Knipowitschia caucasica
Lineage: Eukaryota; Metazoa; Chordata; Actinopteri; Gobiiformes; Gobiidae
Source: the annotation of a GenBank genome assembly